CCCCAAACUAGAGACAAGUGGAGAGAAAAUGAUUUAAGGUAUCUGCUGGUGUAAGGAAUGAAAGAACAGUGAGGCAUCGAUCUUUGUGGGGGUUUGUUUUAAAGACAUCGGGAGUGGAUUUCUUUUGAGAGGGGCAGCAGCACCAUGGUGAUCGCGGACAGUCCUCCUUUCGGUGGGCAGCGCUUGUAUUGCGGGAGCUCCGGGCAGAGGAGACCUCCAUUGGAGCUCCUGAAGCGGCCCCGGCUUCCUGUGAAUGGAUUGAGUCCGACAUGUGGCCUUUCACCCCGCCCUACGAAACACGACCAUGCAAGCCACACUCGGCGAAUUGUUUGUUAAUAGUCCAAUUAGAUAAUUGCCAUCUUUCACUCUUUCCCCCAUUUCCCAUAAAAGAAUGAAUGCGGAGAGCAGCGUGAAGAGGGCUUCUGCCCCACGAGGUGACAAGGAGGACUGGAGCGUGCUUCAAGCAGCCAUCCAUUUACUUGAAUUGAUUCAUUGUCGGAUAAUCAAUGGUCUUAUUGGAUUAUUGUCCAUUCGAGGUACCCAGUAUAUUGUUGCCCUGACAAUGAAAUAACUGAGGUGAAACUUUUCAUUUAGAGAAUCUUUAGUUAGGAUUUUCCGGACUGGCUGUUUCCUGUGGAUAUAUUUUGAAUAGACUUUUCUCUCUCUCUCUCUAUCUGGGCAGUCCUAAAGGUGACUCAGUCUCACUGCUCUGAACGUUCAGUUCAAGGGACACCAAGCUCAAAGGAGUUCAGGCUUUAGAGAUGGCUGCUUGCGGCGCUAAUAUUACACCAUGAAAACUGCUCAGAACUUUCCUCAAACUCUUAACUCUCUGACAAGUGUAUUUUUUCGCAUUUGAGACCAGUCAGUUUAGCGUAUUUAGCUGCCUGAUUGAAGGCGAGCACAGAAACCAUCUAUUAAGAUCUGAUAUAUAAUCCAAACAAGUCUGUGUAUUCAUGGAGUAACGUAAAUGUCGGACCGUAAAAUUACCCAUAAUCAAUUGAAACGACAAGUGUGUACGUACUAUGUGCCUGGUAUUUGUAGAUCUCCCACAACAGUAAAUCUGGAAGUCUACAGCUUAAAGCACUAUGUAGAAGAGUGUUGAUCAUUUGGCACUUGGAGCCGGACAACCAUAAAAGCACGGCCAUCGGUGAAAGCAGUGUUUUCAAUCGAACAGUCGGAAACCACCCUCGUUCAGAAAGCGAACUUUAACAGCAGCUGGGACAAUAAUUUGUGCAAUACCCUCUCCCCUCCCUCCCCACCCAUCACCCCCCCCCCUCACAAAAAAACCCACAAAUAUUGUGGCUUCAUUUUUUUUUGCACUACGUUUCACUAAUAUUCCUCAAUGGAAGUCAGAUGCAAUCGAGAGCCAAUAAUGGAAGCGGAGUCGAGCAAAGGUUUGAAGAAUGGACUCCGAGAAGGGAAAGAAACCAGCUCGAAUUCACGGGAUUCUCACGGAAACCUCCGGAAUUGUUUGAUGCAGGACCAGCAGGAGACUUUCUCAGCUUCUGCAGUCUCCGAUGACUGCAAUAAAACAAAAUCUAGUAGUAGUGACCCGGACUAUUGUAGACGAAUUCUUGUAAGAGAUGCCAAGGGAUCCAUAAGAGAAAUCAUUCUACCUAAAGGGUUGGACCUUGAUCGGCCCAAACGCACCCGAACGUCUUUCACCGCGGAGCAGCUGUACCGCUUGGAAAUGGAGUUCCAGCGUUGUCAGUACGUUGUGGGACGCGAGAGAACGGAACUGGCUCGACAGCUCAACUUGUCUGAAACUCAGGUGAAAGUCUGGUUCCAAAACCGACGCACGAAGCAGAAAAAGGAUCAAGGGAAGGAUUCUGAUGUUCGCUCAACCGCUUCCGAGACGGCGGCAACAUGCAGCGUGUUACGGCUCCUUGAACAAGGGAGGCUGCUGUCCCCGCCGGGUUUAUCUGGUCUCCUGCCCUGCUCCUCCAGCACUCUGGGUUCAGCUCUGUGUGCCCCCGUAGUGGGCCUUGGCACCACACUGGGCACCUCGUCACUCACUGCGGGAACAUCAGGGGCACCGACACUGACCACCACCCAUCCCGGACACAAUGUUUUUAAUAUGCCGGUACCGUCUCUUCUCGGGACUGUAAGCACCAGGCUCGCCUCGCCCAUAACUGUAACCGGGUCAUUGACGGGGAACUUGCAGGAAUUGUCCGCUCGAUACUUGAGCUCUUCCGCUUUCGAGCCCUACUCCAGAAACGGCAAAAGAGAAACGAUGGACAAAAAAAUAAUGGACUGACAGAAAUCUUCAGGAAACGGCAUUUUAAUUGUUGACCCGUGAGGCUGAAUUUAAAAAUAUUGAAAAUUAACAUUCACGUAGCAUACAUAAAUAUGGUCAAUUCCUAAUUCGAUCAGUUUAGAUUAAUUUGUAAAAGGCAGAAUCAACCUAUCCACGAUCCAUACGUUAAAUUGUGAUGAAAUUGUUAACUCUCACGUCAAUUUUAAAGCGACCAUACUGCAGCCCUUUAAAUACUAGACAUCACAGUUUCACAGCUCUGGUAACUACUGUAUGCGAGUUGGUACACAUCCCAAACAACUUAGUUUACAAAAAAAAUCGAUUAUCGUUUGACCUGUUAAGUAGAACAGCAGGAUUUUGGAUAUUUUUGAAUUGCAGCUUAGGUAAGUCAGCCAACAACAUCAACAAAAACUUUUUUUUUUAAAAAGAAUUUGGUUUCUCCUGAAGGAUAAAAGAAAAGUAUUUGGUGUUCAUGUUUCCCGUUCUAGCUCUGUAAGGUACGUCCUGAAUGGCAAUUGUUCAGUGUCUGGUCUUGUAUGAGAAGUGUAUAUCGUUUUGAAUCUGUGCCGCCAAACUCCAGAUGUUAUGAUGUAUAGCUUUUAUUAUAGUAUAAUAAUUUCAAAGAAGCAAAAUCUGAAACUGUAUUUUAUUGUAAAUUAUUGAUUAACGUCCGUGAUUAAUAGACUAAUGGUUUAAUGAAAAGACGGUGAGUGUAUUUAAAGUUAAUAGAGACAAAUGAAAGCCCUUGCUACUAACUUGAUCUGUAUUUUGUCGUUUGUUAUCUUAUGCAUGUCGUAAGAGUGAAAAUAUACGUGAGCCUGAAAUGUUAACAAGUUGUGUUUUUUAUUUAAAAACAAGUUUAAUAUGAACUCUGGUGAUUGCCAACACCAUAAAAUUACUAGGCCUGUCUGUACAAAUGCAUAAAAUAUUGCUAAGUAACCAUAUUUAAGACAAGGCACAUCACAGUGGGCUUUAGUAUUUCAAAAAUAACGUUAAUAGCGGAUGUCAUUUGCGGCUCUACAUUCAUGUGUUUUUUUUCCAUUGUACCAUAUUAAUUUAGGAAUCACGUGAUAAUCUUGUUUUUGGUCAUUAUCAGUCAUCAAACCCCACACCUAUAAAUUGGAAAUUGCUAAAUUAUCUUCAGCAUAAAGUAGUAGCCAUAAUGAUUGUUGUAAACGAAGAUAACCAUAUAAUCAAAGAGUCCGCUCCGCCACUUCUUUUAAAUAAAGAUGGGAAAGCAUUCAUUGCAGACAAUAGGAGGUUUACACAUCUUUAUGAAAAGGGACCCGGCCACUGAAAUCAAUAAUAGGUACAGAUUCAAAUAAAACGUUAGGAUGUAUGUUUCUUUAUAUUUAACAUUUACAUUAUAUAGACACCCGUGAAUAUUAUGUAUGGUUUAUAGAUAACUAUGUAGAAAUCAGAGUUCAAUAUGAGUUUAAUGAGCAAACACAUUUUGACGAGAAAUAAUAGUGCUCGGUGUGUGUUGACUCCCUGGUAUCUGACGUCAGCCUCUUGCCCUAAUCACCACAGUUACCAAUUUCCAACACGCCAGUCAGUGCUCCAGCAGCUUUCAAAUUUACUGAAUAUAAACAUUGGCAGAUGAGGUUUUAAACAAAUAUUAAGAAGUUACACAAAUAUCACAACUCCAGCAUCAGAAUAUGUCUAAUGUUGCUUUCUUUAAAAAACACACGCAAAUGUAAGGGUUAAGUUGCAAUAAACAGGAUCUAGUUUACAUUAACUGCCAAAUGCAUUCAAACUGGACAGGAUUGUCCUUCAAUUUUUGUUGUUUGCUUCGGGAAUUUUUAAUUACAGAUUUUUAAGAAGUGGGGGAGGUAACAUUUUCUAAUCAACCCUUGAUAUUUUCACCAAAAAGCGGACAAGAUAUUUAACCUAGAGGUCCAACAGGUGACAAAGGACGUUCUCGGCACUGCACUGUACCAGACAUCUUGAAAGUAGUCUGUGUUUGGCAUAUGUAAAACUUAGCCAAGAUUUGUGAUUGUGAAACAACAAAGGACUUAUUUCUAACAGAGAUCCCUGCUGCUGCAUCGGAGUUGUUCCAAAGAUUCUCCUUGGUUAGAAAUACACAUUUGAGACAACUUCAAAAUUAUA
This is a messenger RNA of Chiloscyllium plagiosum (whitespotted bambooshark), 4363 nucleotides long. RefSeq names its product ventral anterior homeobox 1 (gene vax1). NCBI's taxonomy places the organism in Eukaryota, Metazoa, Chordata, Chondrichthyes, Orectolobiformes, Hemiscylliidae. Gene Ontology annotation, biological process: regulation of transcription by RNA polymerase II; neuron differentiation; central nervous system development. Gene Ontology annotation, cellular component: nucleus. The record is from RefSeq and is a predicted model, not a curated record. Gene Ontology annotation, molecular function: RNA polymerase II cis-regulatory region sequence-specific DNA binding; DNA-binding transcription factor activity, RNA polymerase II-specific.